Medioppia subpectinata is the source of this 413-nucleotide messenger RNA. The record is from the annotation of a GenBank genome assembly. NCBI's taxonomy places the organism in Eukaryota, Metazoa, Arthropoda, Arachnida, Sarcoptiformes, Oppiidae.
GAAGGGUGUUUCUCCAUCUAUGACAUCGAUGAGGACGGCUUUAUCACCACCGAAGAGAUGGGAAACGUAAUCAAAGCCAUAUUCAGGCGGCGCGGCCUAAGGCUCGACAUUGAAUCCAAAGUUCAAGAGAUUUUUAACCGAAUGGAUGUCAAUAAGGACGGAGUGCUCAGUAAAGAGGAGUUCAUCCGUGGCUUCAAAACAGAUCCACAAAUACUAAGUGCUUUAGUGGCCGAACAGUGCUCUACGACUACUGACCAAACCGUUAGGAAUAAUAAUAACGAUAGAAAUUCGCUGACAAAAUGAAAAUACAGAAUAUUCUGUAAACAACUUAUUAUAAAACAACACUAAUUCUUAUGAAUACUUUCAACAAAAUAAUAAUAACUUUUUAUGUUUAAUUAAAUUCUCAAUUAAUA